CUGGUAUUUGCUCGUCAUACAAACGUCGAUGACCCACAAGCUCUUAGUCAGGCCAAGUGGGUUUAUCACCCACUUAAAAUGACCAUUAUUCAAUGGCAGAAAGCUGCAUUUCAAGAAGUAUCUCUAACUCUAUCAUCCAUGAGUCAUCUGUCAAAUAAUACUAGUCAAAAAAGAGCAUUUAGACAAUCAUCAGUUAAUGAAAGUGCUGAAGUGAUUCUAGAAUAUAAAAAUGAAGUGAAGCGUCUUAAGUUUGCAUCAGUGCACGAUGAUUCACCUAGCAGUCCUGUGUCAUCGAAUGCAGUCGAAGUUCUUUCACCGAUUGAAGUUAAUCGUUCUUCCAGAAGUAACCAUGCUUCCAGUGAUUCCACCGUUCCAGGAAUAAAUUUCAUUGACUGUGCAGAACUAGCGUCAUUGCUAACUUCAAAGUAUACAUGUACACUCUGUGUACCACUUAUACUGGAUAUUCGAAGUUUAGCUGCUCAAGCUAAUUUACGUAUUCAAACUGCAAUCGGUAUACCCUGUGAAUCUCGGGUAAAGUUACGACGUGCAUUACCAAUGCUAAAUAACUUUCUACGUGAAAGAAAACAAUGCUAUAAUACUCACAAUGUCAAAAGUUACCAACUACAUAAUCACUCAAUAAUCAUUUGUACUGAUUCUGGAAUAAACGAAUAUCCUCUUCUGAAAGAUCUUCUUCAUUGCCUUGUUAAACAUCUCGCCGAUGUUCAUGGUUUAGAUGCUCGAGUACUUAAAGGAGGCUUUCAGGAAUUUUGUAACUCCUAUGGACAUUUGUGUGAACAUCCUUUGCAGAAGUCUCAAAAAGUUGACAAUGAACAGAGCGGUUUAUCAGAAAAUGUCCAGUAUGCGGACGCAAAAAGUUCCAAAGAAGGAGAAUUAAAUUUUUCACCAAAUAUUUCAACUGAAAAUUCAAAAUGUACAAAGCAAGAACUUAAAUACUCACAGUUAUUGUUGCCUGGUUUGGGUAUUCCAGUUAAUCAUAGACCACCUGUGAAAGAAAAUGCGACACAAUCAAAUGUAAUCAAACUAUCGGGUCGACUGGAUCCAAUGACUGGUAGUAAUGAUAAAAAUCAAACAGCGAAUCCGUCUUCAGAUAAAUGGGGUCUGUCUCGAUUCUGUUUGGCUGAUAGUGAUCCGUGUGAUCCAAAAGAUAUAUUUCGUGCUCAAGCCAGUCAAAUAUUUCCGUUUCUUUAUCUAGGGAAUGAAUCCGAUAGUCAGAAUGAAGCGAUUUUAAGUAAAUAUGGCAUUGACAGCAUUUUGAAUGUAACCAUGAACACACCAUUCCUUGAUGAAGAACGCUUUAAAUGUCGUCGUCUUCCUGCAACAGAUUCACAUUCACAAGAUUUACGACCAUAUUUUAAUACAGCAUUUCAGUUUAUUGGUAUGUCUGGCAGUCCUUUUGUUUUUAAUUUAUUUCUAUGAGCAUAGAGUGAAUAUUACUUUUAUUUAUGUAUUUAUUUAUAUCUCAGUUACAGUCUACACUCUAAAAACGUGAAAAUAUUAACCCAUUAGUAGGUUCACUUCAUCAAAAAGGAUAUUAACUGACAUCGUUGCAAGAACUUUUCUCGUACGUUAUCGAUCGUUGGUUGACUAUGUACGCACUAAUUAUCAGAAAAAAGUGGUCACAUUUAUUUAGAACUGAAAAUGGAUUCCAUUCUAAACAUUAGUUGAAUAUUGUAACCAUCUUGACUGUUGCCAUUUGAUAAACUAUUUAACCGUUUCAGUGAAAAACAUUAUUUGCGUGGAUAGAUGAAGUGUAUUGAGGAUAAACAAAGCCGAUUUGUAUCACAUUUGACCAUGUUUUUGAAAGGCACGGACUUUAACGAUAGAGAACAAACUUUUGAUAAAUUAUAAUGAGUGUCCUGGUGACUACUUGUGCAUGAGUGAUUCUAACGUAUGCUAGGAAAAUGAAAUUCAGAUUUCAUUCAGACAUCGAAGAUCUUAUAGCAGGUGUCCUGAAAAUGUUUGGAGUGGAUAAUGAACGCUAAAAUUGAAGUAGAUAGAUUUCGAUAAGCUUUGAUAAAGCUUUUAUUAAUAGGGAAAUCCAUGUUUUACUGAAGAAAUCUUUUUGAGCUGGAAGUUAAUACUAUAAGUAGAGCGCUUGCUUUCCUUCGGCAAGGGUUUUUUACGAUAUUCAUUUCACAAUACCUUGUCUGUUAAAAUAAACGUUACAUGACUCACCAACAACAUAAUGACCCAAACUGGAGGUUUGUGGGGAUUUAUUGGUUUCAAGUUGAUUUUCAUCCUUGACUGACAUCAUUUGAGAGACCUUUGAAAACGUAGGAGCACUGAACUGGUACUCAGUGAUGACAUUGGAUGGAGGUCGCGCUAUAUCGAGGAUUGACAGAAGUAGGGAAAUUUGGAAUGUUGAAUUCUGACCUAGCAGCUCAGUUGUAACGUGGUCACUGUGGAACCUGAGGAUGAUGAAUUAGAUCUCUGGUGGCGUUAUGGGUUUCCACUGCUUUGGGUUUCUCUACCGGGGAGAAACAGCUGUCCAGUGAUCCAAGGUCUUCAGUGCUUCUCCAGCUGAUGUUACCCUGUGACGAAUAUGUAACAUAGUAAUCAUAAAUUAUACCAACAUGCGUUACGCAAACAUAGUUGAGAUGUUGCACCACUUCUAAUGCAUUUAAAGUCAUGUCUGAACGUUUUGCUUGGGUGACCAUUGAAUUGCUCUAACAGAUGAGUCAUAUGGAAUGAUUCAUUGUCCUACCAAUGGAAGGAAGUAAAACUGCUACUUUUCUAUUAAUAGUGCCUGAGUCAGUUUUAAUAAUCACUUGUUCUUAAAAUGAGAUAAACAGUCCCAUAUUCCAGACAUAGAAUGACUCAUUGUUCAUAGAAGUGAAGGUGAUGCCAAAAAUAUGGCUAUUUUUUCGUAAACUAAACACGAAGCUAAACAUAGAAUUCAUGUGAAUACUAUAAAUAAGAAAAGCAAUUGGAUGAUUUACGUAGAUUAUAAUCUAGCAAAACUUGUCGAGGCCUGUGAUAUCAGUGUUUCAAAUCCUCUAAUUUUCAGCUGUAAAAUGUUCGAAUUACACAGUCAUGUAUGCUCAUUGUAAUUCAGAAUUCAAGCAUAGAUUUGCUAAACUAUUUUGUUAAUUAUCAUAACUAGCUAACUGUAGUAUAUCAAUAACAAUAUCAUCAAAAUGAUCCUCCACUGCUAUAAAUAUUCCCCAUCAUCUGAAGAUAUACAUGUCACUUCCUUUGUAAGUCUUUCUCCUAUGUACCAACCGCCUAUUCCUUAGACUGUGCCUUCAUUCAUCAUGUAUUAGAAUAUUUUUAGAUGUCAUAAUAUAUCAAGCAUUAGUGAGUAGGUUUUACGAAGUAUACUUCCUUGAAACUUCUUGCACUAGUCUGUUACCUGCAAAAUCAGUCUAACCGAGAUUCAGGAUGAAUGUUUGUCAUCUGUAUGACUAGAUCGGUUUAUAUGGUAUGUAGUGUUAAGGAAAAAGUCGAGACUGAUGACAGUCUGUGAAGCUGUUCAUAAGGAAGAAUAUCAUAGAUACUGAUGAAAUGACGUAGAAUUGCAUCACACCUAUUUUAAAAACUGCAUGCAUUCUACUUGUGAAGUGGAUUUCCCUUCAGUUUCUCCUAUUUCUUCUAUUGUCUCUUGCAUUUCUUGAAGAAGAAAUCAACAUUAUAUGCUUGUUUACGGUUAAUAUAGUUCAACUGAAAGGUAGUUUUGUACUGAAUAGUGUUGAUCGAUCGCAUAUCCUCAAAAUCGGUGAACUGUCAGCUUACUGCUCAAUUAAUAAUUGUACAAGAGAGACUAAACUUUCCGUUUACCAAAAGAAAAUAUUCUUCAUAAAUUUUUCAAUUGCAGUUGUCAGCGUUGUCAUGUGUUGUAUCGUGAAUAUGCUUUCUUGUUUUGCCUUUUGAUUGUUAAUCACUGACUAGUAUUUCCGGAUCUCACUCAACAACUGUAUGAAGACACCAGAUGCCAAAUAUUUCACAAUUGGAAGCUCAGUGAUGCUUUCGAAGUGAAGACAGACAGGAGUGAAACAAGGCUGUCUACUAUCACCCAUGAUAUUCCUGAGUGGUGUGGUCGAUUGGAUCAUGCAGGAAAACAGUGAGGAGUGAUAAGAGGUGGGGGGGGGGGGGUUGGGACAGGCUGGACUGGGGAGAAGAUUGUAGAAUGAGAUUUGGAUUUCGCGGAUGACUUGUGUCUGAUGUCUUGUGGAACAAACGUGAAGAUCUACAGGCGAAAUGCAAGGAGUUGACAGAAGAGGCAAGGUGGGGCGGCAAAGAUGGGACUUUGAGUGAACGUAGAGAAGACAUGUGUGAUGAAGAUACCCAACCAAUGUCACCAUCACCAACAAGAAGAAGAAGAAGAAGAAGCUGGAAUCACCAUGAAUGGGAGAAAAUUGAAGUAAGUAACCCGCUUCACAUAUCUAGACAGCAUUGUUUCAACUACAGUUGGCACAGGCAUAGAUGAAGACGUCAAAGCCAGUGAGAAUGGGAAAAGCAAGACAGGCAGGCGUUGAUUAACCUGAAACCAGUGUGGAGAUCUCCUGCACUGCACUCAGCAUGUGGUGGAACAAGAUCCGGAUUUUGAACACUAAUUCAGUCAAGUGAGUCAGUGCUUCUAUGUGAUGGUUGAGAGACUUGGCACGUUGUGAAAGGUGUUUGCAACAAACUACAGACAUUCAUCAACAACUGCGACGUAGGCUCACUCGAUACUGAAGAUGAGAUGGCCAGAAUGAUGAUGAGAAUAAUGAGGAAGGAAGUGACUGUGGCCUGUCAACGAACCAACGGAGAAGCUCUCAUCCGAGAAAUAUGCAGUGGAAGGAAGUGGAUAUGGAUUGUAUUGGGCAUGCACUGAGAAGACGAUUGGGGGACAUGACGUGGCAUGCGAGGCCGUCGAGUGGAACGGAGAUGGGGAACGGCGAGUUGGUUGUCCGAGGUGAGGGUGAGAAGAAGAAAUGAGAGGUUGUGGGGAUUGGUGGAGCCAGGUUGAAAAGAGUGAAGAGAAGAGAAGAGAGUGGAAUGGAGGUGUGCUACUGCGGCCUUUAUGUUCCACUAGGAACCCGAGGGACAUGUAAUAAUGGUAAAAAGAAGUAAGCAGUAAUAUGUGUUCUAUCAUUUUUAUAAUUCGUUUAUAUGGCAUUCUUUUCCGAAACGAUGUCUCAUCAGAAAUAUGUCACUUCUUUCCCCUCUACUGAACUGUGCUUGAUAGUAUUAGUAGUCACCUUUUAUGAUAGUCACUCCCUUGUUACUGUAUUCUUCUUUGAUUCUCUAUUUAUUCAAACGACUUAGCUAUCUUGGAAAGGAAAUUCAAACAAAUAUUAUAUUCAUGUUAUUGAAUUAAGCCUACCUUCUCUUUCCUUACAGAAGAAGUACGUUGUUCAGGCAAAUGUGUACUUGUACACUGUCAAGCUGGUGUGUCAAGAUCGCCAGCAUUAAUUAUUGCUUAUGUAAUGGCUUAUUCAAGUUUAUCACUAUUCGAGGCUUAUCAGUUUAUCAAAUCCAGACGUUCAGUCAUUGCACCGAAUUUCGCUUUCAUGGGACAGUUGUUUGAAUUUGAAUCUGAUUUAGCAUCUGGACGUUUCUUGAAACAAUCAAAUAUUCUAGAUCCAAUACUGAAGGCGGUUUAGUUGAUACAAACACACUUCAGUAUUUAGUCUAUGAAUAACACCUUAUGACGGUGUUCCAUUCAUGCUAAUUAUUUUUCUGCCUGUCUGUCUGUCUACUCAGUUAUUAUUGUUUAACGUAUAACCAGUUAUAAUUUCGUAUAAUAUACAACUUUGAAGCACAAUCUGCACGUCAACAUGUAAAUAUUCUCCUAAUUGAAAUUACCAAACAGAAUCAGGAAGUUCAGUUGUUUAAAUUGAUUCAUUUACACAGAAUAAAAUGGAACUCAAAUGUUACUUAACACUAGUCUGUUUUACUAAUGAUAUUUGUUAUAUUCAAUCCUUCCGAUUUUAUGUCUCUACAAGCAUUGAUCUAAAGUGUUUUCUGUAAUCUUUUGUUAACAUAUUAUCUAAAGUAUGAACAGUACCUUUUUUGCUAGUAUAAACUACUUUUUUUUCUAUUCAGAUUUCAAUAUUUUGCAAAGAAAAGUUAAAAUGUAUUUUAUUUUAAUGCACUUGAUGCAUUUGACUUUUGUAUGUUAAUUCUCUUUUUUUUGUCAAAUUUAUCAAAUGAAAAGGAUCUCGAUGUCUACAAUGACAAUUGAUGUGUGAAAUGAAAAUUUAUUAACUGAUAGAAAUGUAUUUAUCAUUUCUGUAUAGAAUGUUUUUCCUUAUUUGUUUAGUUAUGUGUUAUUCUUUAUUUUCGAGUAAAAUUUGAUUUCGGAUUUAAUGACUUACUAUUUCUGUUUUGUAUGUAACCUUCAGGAGAAAUCGGUAAUUUAAUACUAAUAAAAUUUAUUAGAAGUUG
This is a messenger RNA of Heterobilharzia americana, 6390 nucleotides long. NCBI's taxonomy places the organism in Eukaryota, Metazoa, Platyhelminthes, Trematoda, Strigeidida, Schistosomatidae. The record is from the annotation of a GenBank genome assembly.